AUGAUGGACGUCCGGCGGGCGACGCGAGCAACGCCGACGGCGCACUUGUCGCACGCGAUCCUCCUCGAGCGUCUCCGGUCGACGCUGCUGCAAGCGCUCUCGUCAUGGGCACCCGAGCACGGGCUCUUCGUGCUCGAGACCUUACUGCGGAGCUACUGCGGGCUCCUCGGUCGCGCCAGUCUCCAGCUCCACGAGACCGAGGCCACCGCGCUCCUCACCGUGAUCGCACGGGCGCUUCCAGGGCUGCGAUCGCCGCGCGGCACGGCAGUGGUCCCCGUCGCCUUUGCGACGCUCGUGCUCGCGUGUCUCUCCAAGCUCGGGUCGCCGGACGAUGUGCCGUUCAUGCAGGAAGCGCGCCACGGCAUCAAGGCGCUCUACGACGCCGACCGCGCGGCCUCCGGUCCGGCCUUUAUGAUGAUGGCCCUGCUGCUCUACACCAAGCCCAGCAUGGUCGUGGACCUCCUGCGCAACGUCAUCGACUGCGCAGUCGUCGUGCCCGUGGAGCGCAUCCCACUCUUUGGCGAGUAUGUACUCAAACUCGACUUUACCGAAGCGGUCAUGGUCCACGGGCUCUUGGCGACCGCGACUCCGCCAACGAUUGACGCGAGCACGCACAACGUGCUGCAUGAAAUGGCGCUGCGCGUGACGUACUCGCUCCUCUGCGAGCGGUCGUUCGUCCGGCACAAGGCCAACCCUGGCGACUGGCUCUGGCUCCAAGUGCAAGCGGCGACGCUGCCUCUGCACCCGAUCCUGCCCAACCUCAUGCUCGAGUGGGCCGAGAACACGGUCGCGAGCGUCGACGUGAACUCGCAGCAGGCGCACAUCCCGAGCCUCCGCGCGCCGCUGGUCCACAACGCGAUCCUCGCCGUCGCGUCCCUCGACGUGUCGACGCACCCCAAGGCGUGGGCCCGCGCGGCGCUGCUCUCGGUCUACGCGCUGCACAUGAACCGCCGCAGUCCGACCAAGCACGCGUACGAGACGCACACGCUGCCCCUGCAGCGCAUCUUCUCGGUGACGGCGGCCGCGUCACGGGCCGGCGACGCGUUCGAGUUUGUGUUUCCGCUGCUGCUGCGCCUCGUGCUCGACGACUUUGCCCACGCGCUGCUGCCGGCGCCGACGCACAGCGAAUUUUAUACGACGUCGGACGUGAGUCGGCCGAUCCCAGAGGCGUGGCGCACCAUCGACGGCGUCCAGCGUCGCAUGCCCGAGGUCCGCGAAGCUCUGGCCGACUUGCGUGACGCGUCGGGCGCUGUCCUCUCGCCUCUCGCCCAUUGGCUCGUCUCGGUGGUUCUCCCCGCGGCCAUGGGCGCGUCACUGCCGUCCACUUCGGCCAACCCGUUCGCCCCAAUCGCCGACGCUCCGUCGUCGACGCGGACGGCCGUUGCUCACGCCGAAGUGUGCAACCUUCGCGACAGCCGCAACGGCCAUGAGCGCCGGGCUCACAAGGUCGUCGCUCGCUUUCGCCAUGGUCACGCCAAAUGA
Messenger RNA from Saprolegnia parasitica CBS 223.65, 1482 nucleotides. RefSeq lists its product as hypothetical. Gene Ontology annotation, biological process: snRNA 3'-end processing. Gene Ontology annotation, cellular component: integrator complex. The coding region runs from base 1 to 1482 and encodes 493 amino acids. Lineage: Eukaryota; Oomycota; Saprolegniomycetes; Saprolegniales; Saprolegniaceae. The record is from RefSeq and is a predicted model, not a curated record. The transcript is spliced from 6 exons.